Meira miltonrushii is the source of this 2174-nucleotide messenger RNA. Its product is annotated as alcohol oxidase. Gene Ontology annotation, molecular function: flavin adenine dinucleotide binding; oxidoreductase activity, acting on CH-OH group of donors. Gene Ontology annotation, biological process: secondary metabolite biosynthetic process. The record is from RefSeq and is a predicted model, not a curated record. The transcript has a single exon. Lineage: Eukaryota; Fungi; Basidiomycota; Exobasidiomycetes; Exobasidiales; Brachybasidiaceae. Bases 194 to 2131 code for a protein of 645 amino acids.
UCUUCUGAUCAAUGCGGCGAAUGAAACAGAAAUGCAUAUCCUGAUAUUUUGAGACACAUGUUUCAUCGAAUAAAAAUUUCUCAAAUUGCUUUUAUUGCUACACGGGAUGCAUUCAUAUAAGCUUGCUUGAAACAGAAGAUACCCCGGAUUGUACCCUCUUUGAUAGAUUCUUCUCCAUUAUCAUCCAAUCAAGAUGCAAUUUCUCAAUCUCUUGAGUGUGAUUGCAUUAUACACCUCUUUCAACCUCGUAAAUGGUUCACCGCUCGCCAAUCCGAUCGGAUCGAUCAUCAAUGGUGGAACACCAUUAGUGCCGAAUUUAGCACCUGCUCUUUCCAAUAACACAUUUGAUUACGUCGUCCUUGGUGCAGGCACAGCAGGUUUAACAUUAGCAGCCAGAUUGAGUCAAGAUGGUAAAUCAUCCGUCUUGGUGAUUGAAGCAGGUGGUGAUAUCGAUUACAACGCUGUACCAAAAGAAUUCUCCCAAACGCCUGGCGGUGAUGUCGUUGGUUGUGGAUCAGCUGACUCCGAUUUUAUCCAGAAUGACAUCGAUUGGGGCUAUAAAACCGUUCCACAAGCAGGUGCAAAUAAUCGAAGAAUUCGUUAUGCAAGAGGAAAAGUUUCAGGUGGUAGUUCGACAAGAAAUUUUAUGUUGUACCAAAGACCAACCAUUGGCACGAUGGAUAAAUGGGUUGACCUUACCGGAGAUCAAAGUUGGAGUUUCAAAAAUACCAUCAACUUUUUCAAACGUAGUAUGACCUUCACUCCCCCCAAUCAUGCCUUGCGUCAAGAAUCGCCUGCAGCGCAAUACGAUGCUUCCAAUUGGGGUUCAUCAGCCCUAACCGCACCAUUACAAGUCACUUUCCCACAUUUACCGCAAAACUUUUCCAAAUAUAUGCAAUUAAGUGCAAAUGAAGUGGGUACUCCAACUACGCAAUCGUUUAAUGGUGGUGUGUUGAACGGUAUUCAAUACGCUCCUACCACAAUGGAUCCAAAGUUCAACCAUAGAAGUACAUCACAUGCUUUUUUGGAUGAUGCCCAAGGUCGAUCCAAUUUUCACUCAUAUUUCCAAACAUAUGCUAAACGAAUUAUAUUCACCAAAGAUGGUAAUACUCCACGUGCAUCUGCAGUAACAAUUAGUACAUUGCCUAACGGUAUUCUUGAAACAGACAUCGUAUACGCUCGCAAAGAAGUGAUUGUAAGUUCGGGAGCAUUUGGUAGUCCACAACUAUUAAUGGUUUCCGGUAUCGGUCCACAAGCACAAUUGCAAAAGUUCAACAUUACACCUGUUGUGAUCAAUGAGAAUGUCGGUAAGAAUAUGCAAGAUCAUAUCUUCUUCGGUCCUUCGUACAAAGUUGAUCCUGCUCUCAAGACAUUCACCGAAUUAGCAGCGAAUCCAGUCUUCUUGGCAACUCAACUUGUCAAUUACACUGCUGCCGCACUUGGGCCUUUGACAAACAAUGUUGCUGAUAUGUUGGCUUGGGAAAGAAUUGAUCCUGUCACAUUAGCUUCCAUUGGUGCAUCCAAGCUGCUCACAUAUCCUUCCGACUGGCCUUUUCUUGAAGCAUUCUCCGCUCCCGGUGCCGUCGGAGAUUUCUCCAAUCUACUCGCCACAAAUGCGGAAAUGGGCGCAGACGGAUCCAGGUUCAGUACAAUCUUGAUGGCUCUCGUUGCACCACAAAGUCGUGGUACAGUAACCCUUGCAUCAAAAGAUACAUCAGAUUUGCCCAUUAUCGAUCCUGCAUGGUUAACAGAUCCAGUCGAUCAAAAGGUUGCUAUUUAUGCCUUCAAACGUGCUCGUCAAUACUUUGCCGCCAAGGCUAUGGCUCCAAUCUUGAUCGGAAAUGCAAAGACUGCUGAAACUUUGCCAGGUUCAGAUGUUCAAACUGAUGAUCAAAUUCUAAACUGGAUCCGAAACAAUUUGAUGACCGUUUGGCAUGCUUCAUGCACAUGUUCUAUGCAAAAGAAAGAGCUAGGUGGUGUUUUGGACAACAAACUGCAAGUGUAUGGUGUCAAUGGUUUGCGUGUUGUAGACGCAUCUUCCUUCCCUGUGCUUCCACCUGGUCAUCCUCAAUCAACCAUCUAUAUGUUGGCUGAGCGUGCUGCUGAUCUCAUUCUAGCAGCACGCGGUUGAGACGCUCGAUGCUAGCAGUACUUGUUCCAUGUAAUUGAUCCUU